Colletes gigas is the source of this 2381-nucleotide messenger RNA. RefSeq names its product protein adenylyltransferase Fic (gene Fic). The record is from RefSeq and is a predicted model, not a curated record. NCBI's taxonomy places the organism in Eukaryota, Metazoa, Arthropoda, Insecta, Hymenoptera, Colletidae. Bases 136 to 1590 code for a protein of 484 amino acids. The transcript has 3 exons. Gene Ontology annotation, molecular function: protein binding.
UGUCGUACGACGCAUCGUCUUCGCCCCGGACGAGUUUAGUCUGGGUCGCCAGGAAAAACGUAUGUCAAAAUUUACCGAAAGUAUGUCGCGUGUCGUUGUUCCGAGGAGCUUUCUCUGCGGAUUGUUCGUGAAAUCAUGUUGGUGCCGCGCGCGAACCUCUAUCACGCGUUCAACAAAACGCCCGUUUACGUAAAAGGCAGACGUCGAGAGAAUGCAUCUGUUACUAUGACGGUGAAUCGCGUCGUCGUGUUUCUAAUCUUCGCGUCGGGGGUUGCGGUUGCAGUGAUCGGCACAUUUCUGUCUCGAUACAUCCGCGAUUCGUCGACGAAUCUGCCUGAAAAUCAGGAUUAUCGUCAUGUAUUUAUCCCGCUUCCUUCGGAGGGCAUGUUGAACGUCUACGACGAGGGGUCUCUGGACGUGGCUUUGCCGAAUUUCCAGUCGGACGAUCGACUCGAAGUCCAAACCAGAGCGACGACCACCGCGGAAGCUCUAACGUCGCUCUACCUGGCGUUGGAAAUGAAACUGUCUGGAAAGCAAAAGAAGGCGGUUAAACUGUUUCAGCAUGCCGUGGCGUUGGCACCUCGUCACCCGGAUAUUUUGAAUCAUUACGGAGAGUUUCUGGAGUACACUCAGAAUGACAUCAUUAAGGCGAACGAGUAUUACGUACGCGCGUUAAAUUACCAACCUAAUCACGAGGGGGCGUUGAUUAAUAGCCAAAGAACGGCACGGGUCGUCGAGGAACUAGAUCGUAGAAUGCUCAGACGCAUCGACGAGAAACGAAACGCGCUCUCCGCGAUACCUGAUAACAACGUGGCGUUGAUACGCGCGAAAAAGGAGGCGUAUUUCCAACAUAUUUAUCACACGGUUGGUAUUGAGGGAAACACGAUGAAUUUAGCCCAGACCCGAGCCAUAGUCGAAACACGCACCGCGGUCGGUGGCAAGAGCAUCGACGAGCACAACGAGAUCCUAGGGUUGGACGCUGCCAUGAAGUACAUCAACGCCACGUUGGUGAACAGGGUCGGUUCUAUUUCUAUAAAAGAUAUAUUGGAGAUACACAAACGCGUGUUGGGUCACGUAGAUCCCGUCCAAGGCGGUCAGUUUCGACGGACCCAAGUUUACGUCGGCGGACACGUGCCACCUGGCCCCGGAGACAUACACUAUCUGAUGGAGGAGUUCGCGAUGUGGUUGAACAGCGAAAGUGCCAUUCGAAUGCAUCCUGUUAGGUAUGCAGCUCUGGCGCAUUACAAGUUGGUACACAUACAUCCGUUCUCCGAUGGAAACGGCAGGACGUCUCGUUUGCUCAUGAACAUGAUCCUAAUGCAGGCUGGCUAUCCACCCGUUAUCGUUCAUAAACAGCACCGACACACUUAUUACGAGAAUUUACAAAUAGCAAACACGAGGGAUAUCCGACCGUUCGUUAGAUUCAUAGCCGAGUGCACGGAACAAACGCUGGACCUGUUCUUGUGGGCGACCAGCGAGUAUUCCAGACAAGUUCCAGCACUUAGUCAAGAUACGUUGUUUACCGAUAAGGAUAAGACGAUCGCUUUGGAAGAAACCGGUGACAUCAUCGAUACGUUCGACGAUGACUGAGAAUCGAUGAAACCAACGCGAUAUUCAAAAGUAUUUUAUAGACCAAAGAAUAGUAGCAUAAGUCGUAUAUCCAAUCCAUCCAUUUAGCCAUCGAUCGAGCACGCGUCGAGCGAUUCGUUUCAAAGAUCGCGUAAUGGUUGCGUUGGAAUGGAGAAACGGAACGGGUUGGGGGGUCGGUAACGAAUUCGCAUCAUUUACACCGUCGUAUUUAUUAUCUCUGCCAGCCGGGGUCGAUCUAAGGAAACCGCUCUCACGAAAAGCGCAAUCUCGGAUAUGGACGAUUUUGAUUUUUUUUUCUUUGUUCAAGAGUACCUUAGCGACAGAUUAGCCGGUACAAAAAUGCUUCCACUACUUUUCCGUUUGCGUUCUAUCGUAUACAUUAGAGACACUACGAAGUACAGUGUGAAAAAAACUCAAUCGAGAAGACUGUGAUGUAACAUAAGAAUAUAUACGACGUAUAUGGGUAACGAAACAUAUUUGACGACAAACGAAAUGUUGAACGCGAGUAUAUAGUGUUGUAAAUUUACGGAGCAACGCGCAAUCGUCACUUGCUGGUCAAGUUAUUUGCAAUGUACAGAAUGUAAAUACAUACGCGGCUUUUAAUAAAUUUAGUAUUUUGGAAAUUAUUGUUCGUGUAUUUUCUCACGGUCUUCCUCCAUACAAAUCUCCAGAAUACACCACCUAUCGGGCACGUUAAACGGACCUGCCAUUUCUUAUCCAUUUAAAACGAUCGUCGUUUAUUCGUUUAUUUUGUUAAGCGACAAAGUAAAACCUGCGUUACGCGAGAGAGA